Messenger RNA from Cavenderia fasciculata, 273 nucleotides. RefSeq lists its product as uncharacterized. Gene Ontology annotation, molecular function: protein binding. The record is from RefSeq and is a predicted model, not a curated record. NCBI's taxonomy places the organism in Eukaryota, Evosea, Eumycetozoa, Acytosteliales, Cavenderiaceae. The transcript has 3 exons. Bases 1 to 273 code for a protein of 90 amino acids.
AUGUCACUCUACUUCCGUGUCAAGAGAAAGGAACAAACGAUCUUUUUAUCAGCAGAGAAUACAGAUAGCAUUCAAAAGCUCAAGAAUGAUAUUGCCAUCAUCAACAAAUUACAAGACAAACCAUCUGACUAUGUUAGAUUGAUUCACAAUGGAACAGUACUCGAUGACAAAAAGACUGUCAAUAGUUUAAAUAUGAAAAAUGAUGAUGUUGUAUAUUUAGUUUACAAGAAUGACGAUGGAUCAUAUGAAGAAAUUGCCGCAUCAAUUCUUUAA